AUGGCCUCAUACCUCAUCACCGGCGCUAACCGGGGCUUAGGCCUUUUGAUGGUUUCCUUCCUCGCUUCAAAGCCCGUGACUGAAGUUGAUGUCGUAAUUGCCGCUGUCCGGAAAUCAAGCGAGGCUUUGGAAAGCAUUGUGGAACGUUCUAAUGGACGUGCACUCGUCCUGACUGUGCAAGUAACGGAUGAAGAGAGUGUGAGAAAAUUUGACGAGGAAGUGAAAAAAGUACUCCCAAACGGACUAGAUGUACUGAUAAACAAUGCGGGCAUCAUGCAAUCCUCUCCCAAUGCAGAACUUGGCAUUGAAGCUAUGGACAACUUGCAUGAUCAUUGGAAUAUCAAUGUAAACAGUGUUCAUUUGGUCACCAAAGCUAUUCUGCCCCACCUCCGCAAUGGGGAAAAGAAGACUAUCGUCAAUGUGUCCUCGGCUUUGGGCUCCAUCACCCUGGCACCUCAGUAUAUGUUCCCACCGACUCCGGCAUAUAAGAUCUCGAAGGCUGCUCUGAACAUGAUGACCGUUCAGUAUGCUGCAUAUCUUGAAAAGGAGGGAUUCAUCGUUUUCAGCAUCGACCCUGGCUGGUCACGAACCGAGAUGGGUUCAGACUUUGCAGAUCUUGAUCCCAAGGAAGCGGCUGAGUGUCUCGUAAAGAAAGUUCUACUCGCCACCAAAGAAGAUAGUGGCAAAUUCUUCGAGGCCAACGUUCCGUCGUGGGAGUAUAAGGGGGGUCCAACCCGCUACGAUGGGCAUAUUCUUCCAUGGUAG
Messenger RNA from Penicillium cinerascens, 765 nucleotides. RefSeq names its product SDR family oxidoreductase. The record is from RefSeq and is a predicted model, not a curated record. Gene Ontology annotation, molecular function: oxidoreductase activity, acting on the CH-OH group of donors, NAD or NADP as acceptor. NCBI's taxonomy places the organism in Eukaryota, Fungi, Ascomycota, Eurotiomycetes, Eurotiales, Aspergillaceae. The transcript is spliced from 4 exons. The coding region runs from base 1 to 765 and encodes 254 amino acids.